AUGCACGGCGUCAAACGACAGCCCAAGACGGCCGCCACCGCCGAAGCUCGUGCUGCACGCAAAGCCAAAGAAGCAGCCAAGCUCGCUGCUUACCUCGAGGUCGAACAGACGUUUUUCGAGUACAAGCGUUCAGCGCGCAAAGAUACGACGGCGCUGCACCAUACGACGAAACUGCUCACGCUCAAUCCGGAGCUGUAUACCGUUUGGAACUAUCGUCGCCAAGUGCUAUUGCACAUGUUUGCAAGCAGCGUCGAGCAUGGUGCGCGCCAAGACGUGCAGAAGCGCGAAGUCUUUGCGAGUCUCGGCGAGCACCAAGAGCAGCAGAAGGACCAAGAGCAGCAGAAGGACGACACCCGUCAAGACAAGCUGACAGUGAAAAUGGAGAGCAAACAGCAGCUGCUGGAAGACGAUCUGGCGUUGACAGAGCAUGCGCUGCGUGCGCAUCCCAAAGUGUAUUGGAUUUGGAACCACCGAAUGUGGUGUCUUACGCAGUACCCAACAGCCACCUCUUCUUCAGCGCCAGCCUCAUCCUCGUCCUCGUCCUCGUCCACCAACGCCGAUGCCGACACUGACGCUGCUACGUGGUUAUGGGAACGUGAGCUCAAGCUGGUCGAGAAAAUGCUUGAUCUGGACGCGCGCAACUUUCACGGUUGGAACUGUCGUCGGACCAUCAUCCAACACCUGGCGCUAUGCAUCCUCUCUGCCGACGCAUCUACCUCGGAACUCGCCUGCACGCAGCCUUCAUUUCCCACGCUGCUCAGCGAGCCAGCAGUCGUCAUGCGCGCAGCUCCAGCCGUCAAGACAAAGCUCGUGUCGCUAGCCGAGAACGAGCUGGCAUAUGCGUUGCGUAAGAUCGAAAGCAACUUCUCCAACUUCUCGGCGUGGCAUCAACGCACACAGCUUCUGCCGCACGUGUGGGCGGCGAAACAGCUGAGUGUCGACCAAAUGCAUGUGUACGUGGAUGCCGAGUUUGAGCGGGUCAAACACGCCAUGUAUACGGAUCCGAGCGAUCAGAGUGUAUGGUUCUACCACCGAUGGCUGGUCGACAUAACGCUUGCCGAACAAACACCCCAACAAGACCGAGAGCAACACUGCAUAACGAGCCACAGACAGAGAAAGAUCAACGUACUGCACAGCGAGAUCGGCGUGAUCGAAGAGCUCUUCGAACUGGAACCUGACAGCAAGUGGUGUGCGAUCAGCUUGGCGCACUACAAUACGUUGCUCGCUACACUCUACCAGGGCCAAACAGACACAGAUGCCGAACACGCCAUCGCGCAACAGGCGAGCGCCAAAGCGAAGCGCCUGUUGCAGCAGCUGAUCGAAUUGGAUCCGGAUCGUGAGCACAGGUAUCGCGAUCUGCUGCAAGGUAACGCGCAUUUCUGA
Molecule: messenger RNA, 1383 nt
Organism: Mycosarcoma maydis (corn smut)
Lineage: Eukaryota; Fungi; Basidiomycota; Ustilaginomycetes; Ustilaginales
Product: Rab geranylgeranyltransferase BET4
Exons: 1
Coding region: 1-1383 (460 amino acids)
Biological process (GO): protein geranylgeranylation
Cellular component (GO): cytoplasm; Rab-protein geranylgeranyltransferase complex
Molecular function (GO): Rab geranylgeranyltransferase activity
Source: RefSeq, a predicted model, not a curated record